GAAUGCAGAUAGAGCUGGCUUAUACGUGCCACAGUGACCGGAGCAGAUAUGCUUGAAAGGAGGAGGAGGAGGGAGGAGGAGAUGAGUAAAGAGAGAAAUGAGAGGCUGACAGACCCAGAGGAGGACAAACACGCACAAACACAGGGCAGGAAUGUAAGUGAGGAGCUCCAUCUGGAAACAUCUGGCUCCCUUCCUUGUCUUCUCUCUGACUCAGGCUCUGCAGCAGCGUGUGACGCCCAGCUGUGUGCUGCCGCUCAGGGAAUGCUCGGUGGACAGAGAGAAGAGGUGUGAACACAAUGAGUGGCGUGCAGGAUAAAUGGGUCACUCUGACCCCGGCUGAAUUCGCCCUGCUGCAGGAGUACACUCAGUACUCUACAAAGAAGCUAAAGGAUGUGCUGCAGGAGUUCCAUGGAGACGGAGUGUUGGCUAAAUACAAUCCAGAGGAGAAGCAGGAAAUCCUCAACCAGGAGAUCGACUUUGAGGGCUUCAAGGUGUUCAUGCAGACGUUCCUGGAGAGCGAACUCCCUGAGGAGUUCUGUCAGCACCUCUUCAUGUCGUUUAGCAACAAGGGACCCAAACCAAGUCCAUCGUCAUCUGACAAACCCAGAGUGUCUGGGCUGAAGCUGAUCAAAAGCAACUCGACCCCUCUGAAGAACCCCGCACUGCCCAGACCUCUGGAUACAGUGCAGCUGAAGGACAUCGUGUGUUACCUCUCACUGCUUGAGGGCGGGCGGCCUGAGGACAAGCUGGAGUUUAUGUUUCGACUCUAUGACACAGAUGGAAAUGGCUCACUGGACAGCUCGGAGCUCGAGCACAUUAUCUCCCAGAUGAUGCAUGUGGCAGAGUACCUGGAAUGGGACGUGACCGAGCUGAAACCAAUCCUCCAGGACAUGAUGAGAGAGAUUGACUAUGAUCAUGAUGGCACGGUGUCUCUGGAGGAGUGGAUCCAGGGUGGGAUGACCACUAUUCCUCUGCUGGUCCUGCUGGGCCUUGAGACCAAUGUCAAAGAUGAUGGGCAGCAUGUGUGGAGACUGAAGCACUUCAACAAGCCGGCGUACUGUAACCUGUGUCUGAACAUGCUGAUUGGCCUGGGAAAGCAGGGACUCUGCUGCUCAUUCUGCAAGUACACGGUCCACGAGCGCUGUGUGGCUCGCGCUCCUCCUUCGUGCAUCAAAACCUAUGUCAAGUCCAAGAAAAACACAGAGGUAAUGCAUCAUUUCUGGGUGGAGGGGAACUGCCCCACCAAGUGUGACAAGUGUCACAAAACCGUUAAGUGUUACCAGGGCCUGACUGGGCUCCACUGUGUGUGGUGUCAAAUCACGCUCCAUAACAAGUGUGCCUCCCACGUCAAACCAGAGUGUGACUGUGGCCCCCUGAAAGAUCACAUCCUGCCCCCCAACUCAAUCUGCCCCAUCAUUCUGGAACGGCAGACGACGCUGAGGAAAGACUCCAGGUCGAGUCAGUCAAGUCGAGGGAAGAUGCAGAGAGCGAACUCGGUCACAGUGGACGGUCAGGGACUACAGAUCACAACAAUAGAGGGCACUCAUCCUCUGCUCGUGUUUGUCAAUCCGAAGAGCGGGGGGAAGCAGGGCGAGAGGAUCUACAGAAAGUUCCAGUAUCUCCUGAACCCGAGACAGGUGUACAACCUAGCCAAGAACGGACCCAUGCCUGGGUUGAACUUCUUUAGAGACGUUCCUAAUUUCAGAGUUCUGGCGUGUGGAGGAGACGGCACCGUGGGCUGGAUCCUGGACUUCAUAGAUAAGGCCAACCUGGACAGGAACCCCCCUGUGUGUAUACUUCCUCUGGGCACAGGCAACGACCUGGCAAGGUGUCUGCGCUGGGGAGGAGGCUACGAGGGCGAGAGCCUCCUGAAAAUCAUGCGGGACAUUGAGAACAGCUCGGAGGUGAUGCUGGAUCGCUGGAAGAUCGAUGUCACGCCCGAUGACAAAGAUGAGCGUGGCGACCCGGUGCCUUACAGCAUCGUCAACAACUACUUCUCCAUCGGAGUGGAUGCAUCCAUUGCUCAUCGUUUCCACGUAAUGAGAGAGAAACAUCCGGAGAAGUUCAACAGCAGAACAAAGAAUAAGCUGUGGUACUUUGAGUUCGGCACUUCGGAGACCUUCUCAGCCACGUGUAAGAAGCUUCACGACUUUCUGGAGGUGGAGUGUGAUGGCAUCACUCUGGAUCUCAGCAGCAUCUCCUUGGAAGGCAUCGCCAUCCUCAACAUUCCCAGCAUGCACGGCGGCUCCAACCUCUGGGGCGAGAGCAAGAAGAGGAGGGGUAACCGCAAGGGUGGGAAAAAGAGCCAAGACAAGAGGACGCCAGUGGUUGACCCAAAAGAGCUCAUGUUUGCAGUCCAAGAUCUGUCUGACCAGCUCCUGGAGGUGGUGGGUCUGGAGGGAGCGAUGGAGAUGGGUCAGAUCUACACCGGCCUGAAGAGCGCUGGAAGACGUCUGGCCCAGUGCUCCUCAGUGACCAUCAGAACCAGUAAAUCCCUGCCAAUGCAGAUUGAUGGAGAACCAUGGAUGCAGACACCAUGUACUAUUGAGAUCGUCCACAAGAACCAGGCGCCCAUGUUGAUUGGGCCUCCACAAGGCCGGAGUUUCUUCUCCUCCAUCAUCAGAAGAACACGCACUGAGAGCAAGGACUGAGAAUUCAAGACCCUUGAGUCGUCACAAACACCUGCAGAUCAGCAGUCACAAGUCUAUCAUCACUCGGCCCGUUAGUGAAGGGGGUCUUUGAUGCCUGUUUGGUAGCCCAGCGUACAGUAGCAAGAUGUAGGUGCAGUAAGUAUCUCCUGCAGCAAAGAGAUGUCACUGAGAAGGAUUGAAUUAAUCCAGACUGCAGUGUUUUUAACACUGAUGCUUCAGUGUGUAGUGUGGUUUAGCUCCAAAAAUACUGAAGCUAUUUCAGGUGGUCCGGUCUGUUUUUAUUUCUGAUGUUGUGAUCUGUGCCAUGGUGGAAAAAAAACCCACAGAAGAAUGUGUUUUGUGAACAGAUGUAUUUAUUUAUUUAUUCAUAUUUUGCUGCUAUUGAUGUUUUCUAACGGUUUUUUGCAUUUGCAUACCCCUGAUGCAUGAUGGACAGUGAAUGAGGACGCUGCUGUUGAAGCUGACAUAUCUGGAGUUUUGCUGGUGAUCUUUUCCGAGUGUUUAGAAAGAAGUUUCUUUGCUCAGCAUCUGGUCAGCGCUUCACUCAUGAAUGGCUUCAAGUUGUGGAAAGAAUCACUUUGGCUUUCUUUAAACGGUUCCUGCGAGUCAUCCUGCAAUGUCAUGUUUUGAUCUGAUGUGCUGCUGCUCCGUCAGUGAAAAAGAUUAGGAAUGAUUAUUGAUCCUCAUAAAAAAUGCAUGACACUCUUUGUUUGACGUCGCACAAGAGAUUUUUCCAGACAGUUUCACCAUUUGUGUGCACACUUUGUGUUGCAUGAGUGACCAGGAUCUGUUUUGACACUUGUGGAAAUUGAUCGUUUUUUAAAUCUAAAUCUUGAGUGCUGCUCGGUUUAACCAUAUCACACUUUAUCUAUGAGAUGGCUGCAUUUUUAUUGGAUCCUGUGUGUAUUUAAAGGUACUCAGGUACUUUUUAGAGCAAAAAAAAAAAAACAAAACAAAAAAAACAAAAAAGGAAAAGAGUUUAAUGUUCAUUCAUGUCUCUACCGUGACUGUAAAGUUUUACAUCUGGUAAUUGAUUUGCUCUAAUGUCUGUUGUUGAGUGUUUACAGUCCGCUGCACAUACCAGCGUACAUUAAACUAUUAAAGACUAAAUACAAAAUGACUAUUGACAUAUUGGACAGGCUUGAUUUAAAGAAUCAAUCCUGAAUAAUCAACUCCUUCCUACAAUUACAGCAAGAAUUUUACUGCCAAUCUCACAUGCUCAUGAUGUCUAUAAUACCUUAUAAUAUUUUUGUUCACUUUAAUUCAAAGAGUCUACUUUAAAAAAAUAAAUAUUUAUAUCAAGUUAUUUAUAAAAUGCUGUAGCAAAGUAACAAAGUCAUUUACAUGUAAAAAAGAGAGAUUUUCUAUAUGGUAUAAUCAGUAUGUUUACAUGCAGUUAGAAAAAAUUGAAUUAUUGUGAUUUGAACUGGAUUUUAAAACACAAAUAAGCAUGUGGUUGAUCUAAAAUCCUACUUAAUCAAAUUUCUCCGAGUUAGGCUAAUACACCUACAUAGAUGAUGCGGUUGGAGAUCAUUUCACCCUUUUGCUGCACUUAAAAUUCUGUACAUGCCUGACAGUAUAGCUGGCAGACCACCCAGCUCUACCCACCUCUGUUGCUCACUUACUAGUUUUAAUUUUGGAGUCUCUCCCAAAAACUGUGCUUUUGUAUUUACUGGGGCUGUUAA
Cheilinus undulatus (humphead wrasse) is the source of this 4336-nucleotide messenger RNA. RefSeq names its product diacylglycerol kinase, beta (gene dgkb). The record is from RefSeq and is a predicted model, not a curated record. Lineage: Eukaryota; Metazoa; Chordata; Actinopteri; Labriformes; Labridae. Bases 297 to 2651 code for a protein of 784 amino acids. Gene Ontology annotation, molecular function: ATP-dependent diacylglycerol kinase activity; calcium ion binding. Gene Ontology annotation, cellular component: plasma membrane. Gene Ontology annotation, biological process: lipid phosphorylation; diacylglycerol metabolic process; intracellular signal transduction. The transcript has 26 exons.